Solea senegalensis (Senegalese sole) is the source of this 1773-nucleotide messenger RNA. RefSeq names its product gastrula zinc finger protein XlCGF8.2DB-like. NCBI's taxonomy places the organism in Eukaryota, Metazoa, Chordata, Actinopteri, Pleuronectiformes, Soleidae. The record is from RefSeq and is a predicted model, not a curated record. Gene Ontology annotation, molecular function: DNA-binding transcription factor activity; RNA polymerase II cis-regulatory region sequence-specific DNA binding. Bases 565 to 1494 code for a protein of 309 amino acids. Gene Ontology annotation, biological process: regulation of transcription by RNA polymerase II. The transcript is spliced from 2 exons.
AUUAUUCAUGUUUAUGUUUUGUGACGUCUUGUGACUCCCACUCCAGCCCGACCUUUACGCAUGCUGACUUGGCUCUGGGGGCGGGGUCUUGUAAGCGGAAGCGGGACCUACUUGAAUUGUAGGUAGUUUGUUUGUUUUUGAUAUAAAAGUCUCACGGUGUUUGUUUCUGUCACGGUUUAUUUCAUUCAGCUCCGAAAGUGACGAUUCUGCUGCCAACACUGUUUGCAUCAGAGCGCGUUAGCUCCAGUUAGCUCGUGUUAGCUUGUACCGGCGUGUGGAAUCACCGCUGGCCAUGCACUUAGCGAGUUAGCUCCUGUUAGCUACAGUUAGCUUACAUCGGUGUGUGGAAUCACCGCUGCUGUAACAACAGAAACAAGCGGGACACGAACUUCCGGUCAGUGUUAGCCAUUAGCGCGGCUCAAAGCUAACGACAGCGUCAACAAUGAAGCACGAGAGUCUGCGUGAAGACAGACACGCCCUCUAGUGGACACUUGAACAGAAGAAGAAAAUGAAGAUGAAGAUGUCCAGCGUCUGCUGGUGAUUAAAGACGAGGUUCCAACGGAGAUGAUGACCAGUCCAGAUCAGAGUCCUCACAUCAAAGAGGAACAGGAAGAUCUCUGGACCAAUCACGAGGUCCAUGGCAACAAGUUCUCGCUCUCCAUCGUCCACGUGAAGACAGAAGACGAUGAGGACGAACCUCAGUCCUCACAGCUUCAGGACAGCAGAGAGGUGGAGCCUCCAGACACUGAUGGAGAUGAUCAUCUUCACUCUGAUAAAGAAGACAACGAGACUUCAGACUCGUGUGAGACUGAAGACAGUGAGGAUUAUGAGAAGGAGACCAGAGCUCCUGACCAACGUGAGCCUCACAGACACAAACAGAGAGUUUCUACAGGAGAGAAACCGUUUGUCUGCGACGUUUGUGGGAAAAGAUUCACAAAGAAGUCUAAUGUCAAGAUGCACAUGGUGGUCCAUUCAGGAGAGAAACCGUUUGACUGUGACUUUUGUGGGAAAACCUUUACAACAAAGAGGGACGUUGAGAGACACAUGGUUGUCCACACAGGAGAGAAACCCUUUCACUGUGCCGUCUGUGGGAAUAGAUUUACUCAGAAGAGUUCUCUGAACAUACACAUGAAGAGUCACACGGGAGAGAAACCGUUUCCCUGUGUUCUGUGUGGGAAAAGAUUUACACAAAAGAGUUCUCUGAACAUACACAUGAAGGGACACACGGGAGAGAAAGCACAUGACUGCGACGUUUGUGGGAAAGCGUUUGUAAAGAAGUAUUAUCUGAAGAGACACAGAAUGGUCCACACUGGAGAGAAACCGUGCAGCUGUGACGUCUGCGGGAAAAGAUUUGUCAGGAAUAUCGAUGUGAGGAGACACAUGGUGGUUCACGCCCAGGAGAAAGCGUUCAGCUGCGACGCGUGCGGGAAAAGAUUUACAUCAGAGCGUACGCUGAAAGUCCACAUGAAACUUCAUUCAGAGGAGAAACUAUGAAGCAAAUGUAGCAGGGGUUCUGUCACCAUAGCAACCCAUCAAAGUGUAAACAAACAGAAUGAGAAUGAUCAGCGUCUCCGUCAAUUCAUGAACUAAACGUCAUUGUUUGAGUGUCAGGAGAAACCAGGUGUUUCUCAGAUCUGUAUGUAAUGUGGAAAAUGUCUGUUAAAUUUCCAGAAACUUUCCAUGGCAACCUUAGUUUGGGAAUUUUGGAUAUAUUCCAAAUUAGAAUCUAAAAAAUUAAUGAGAAUUAACUGUAAAUUUGAUAUAUACAGUAUA